Messenger RNA from Caenorhabditis sp. 36 PRJEB53466, 5362 nucleotides. The record is from the annotation of a GenBank genome assembly. Lineage: Eukaryota; Metazoa; Nematoda; Chromadorea; Rhabditida; Rhabditidae.
AUGGAGCAACUAUUGCACGAGUGCAACCUCACCGAGCAGCAGACGCGCAUUUUUGAGCAGAAAUCCUGCGACGCGUAAGUUUUUGCUUGCAAACUGGAUUAUCGGUGGAUUUUGGCUGGAAAUCAAGUCGAAAAACGUGUAAAGCGCCAGAAAAAUUGCGCUGGAACAUUGUUUGUCAGCUGAAAAUGAUAAAAAUGUAAUUUUUCUUGGACAAAAGUGAUAAUUGCUUGAAAACUGAAAUUUUGGCAGAUUUUGAUAGAAAUCAGGUCGAAAAACGUGCGAAAGGCAUAAAAAUAGCGCUGGAGCUUUUAAAAUAAUGAAAACAUUUUUCAGAAUAUACAUUUCGAUGAAAAAGCUGAAAGAUGCGGCUGUAAAAGCACGUGGAGACCUGGAAGAAGAGUAUCGAUUACUGCUGAAGGCCGGAGAAUUGGCCAACAUCAUCAGGAGAAGUCCCCGUUUGGCCUCUUGGGAUGUACGACUUUUUUUCGUUUCAAUUCACUGGAAAAUCCAUUAAACAAUUACAGCUUGGCACAAAAACGCUGUUCCACGCGGACUACGGAAAAGUGGUCGAUCAGGCGAGCAAUCUGCAAGCGGUCCUUCAAAAAGUUUGACAAUAUUUAUGAAAAAAAAUUGGAGAAAAACGUUGUUUUGUUGUAGAAAUAUGAAUCUUUGCAAAUUCGCCGCGAUCAAUUGGAUAGGGCCGCUUCGAUUGAGGCCGAGAAGAAAUCGGGUAAGUUUUUUUUUCCGAAAAACGUAUUCGGAAUGAUUUUCCAGAAACGACAGCGGCGUUUCGAGCGCAUCGCCCACUUAUAACGCCUCGAGAACUGGUCCGUCGCGUCGAAAAUGACGAUCCAAAGAAGAGUGCCAUCAUCUUCGAUAUUCGGUAUUUUUCUUAUACUAUCUGCCUUUUUCACCUGAAAAUCAACAUUUUCAGACAAAAUCAAGCGGACGCCAUUUUUUACAGUCGAAGCGAGAUGAUUACGGUCAUUCAGGUGCCAUACGACAUUCUCAAUAGCAGGUGCAUAACGCAAUAGUUUACAAAACAAAAUUCUAUCAAAAUACCUUAAAAUCGGGCCCGGCUAUGUCAAAUUAUAUAUUAUAGGAAAAUGCUUCGAAAAACUCUAAGAAUAGCCAUAUUUGUCGUAUUUGUAUAACCCAUCGAGAUCUACGAUCUGAUAUAUAUAGUAUAUAUUAACUAUGAGAAAAAUAGUUUCUUAUUCCAAUCCUGGACAAAUCGGUCGAUUUCCGAACUUUGGCUUCCACUAGGUGCCGUGGUUUUUGUGACAAGGGGUCAAUGGGGUAUCCGCACAAGACAGAUCGGAAACACUUUCGGCAACGCGUCCUAAAAAAACACGUUCAGUCUGACAUUCAACGACCUGCGCAACAAUCUGUCGGUGAACCAGCGGGCACUGCUCCCACGCAUCUCCGGCUGCGACUACAUCGUUCUGAUGGACGACGACUCGCCCGAACUGGCGAACGGCUCCCCAAAGCCUGGCACGAAGGCCUCUGCGCUUUUCAAAGCCCUCCUUACGGUUAUCGUUUCAGAGCUUUUGAAGAACAAAUUGUGUUUACAAAUUUUGUUGCAGUUAUCGUACACUUCUUCGGAUAUUCGGCCACGCGAACGACCGCUUUUCAUGGAGGGGGGCUUCCGAAUGUGGAAGAUGCACUGGCCGACGUACACCAAAAAAGAGGUGAGCAUUUUUGAAAAGGAAAUCGGCUAAAUUCGCACAAAAGUGACAUAAUAGUGUGAGAGUUUCUAUUAAAAUUAAAAUUAGUCUCACAAUCUCUACAUGCUUCCUUUGCAGCAACCGCUAAGCGCACGCUCGACGCCCUCCGACAGUGUGGACGACGCGAUCAGCAAGUACGCGGCCAACUACACGGACCUCUCGCACAUCACCUACCCGGAUCUGACUGCCCUGCCGCCCGGAUCCCGCGAACCGCCGGUCCGAGUGGCACAGCAGCCGGCGAUCCCUCCGAGACCGCCCAUGUUCCCGCAGGAGCCGGAAGUGCCUCUCCCGCGGCCCGGAUUCGGCGUCUACACACCCAAUAUUCCCCAAAGUUAGUGUUUUCUCUCGAAAAUCGGUAAUUUAUUACGUUUUCCGCCUUUUCCAAUUUUAAUGAUUUUGAGCUGUUUUUGUAGACUUACAAAAACCAUAAAAGCUCCUGAUGAACAACCAAUUUCUUGGGUGUUCUAGGACCUAAAAGAUCAGUAAAAAGUUUCAAAAAAAAAAACGAGCAGGACAGUUAAAAAGCGCUUUCCUCGUAGGACCCACGUUGCCCCCGACUUCGGAACGUCCGGGCGCUCCGAUCUUCAGCCCGAACCCGACGACAGUAGUGCCUCCGCCGCCGCCCGUUUCGACGCAGAAACCGUCGCCGGAAGUGCCGAUCUUCCCGGACCGCACGUCGAAGCCGUCGAUGGGACCGCCGGAGAGACCGACGAUAGUAAGUGCCCCGCCCGCGCAUUACCGUUCUUAUCCCCAAGCGUUUCCGCAAAAAGGACCCAUCGCCGACGAGACAAAACGGAGGCGGAGAGGUGAAACGGCCGCCACUGCUCGACAGAUCCUCCAAACCGGCCACACACCAAAUGUCGUCAGUUUUUCCGCAUUAGUUGAGAAUUGUGACGAAAAAACUGUGUUCAGAAAAGAGUACGAGGUGCAGCUAUUGUCGAUCUACGAACAAAUGCAAAUGCAGAUCAGACGGAUGAGCCGCGAGUCGAGCACUCCGAAUCCCGGCGCGACGGGCCUCUUCAACAUGGGCAACACGUGCUUCAUGUCCGCCACGUUGCAGGUCAUUUUUUCGAAACUUUCUGAAAAUAGUUCUUCUCAAUUCCGAUAGAAAAUAGAAAAUCCUAUUGAUAUCAUCUUUUUACGAAACCAAGUUUGAUUUGCAGUGUCUAUUCCAAACGCCGGGCCUGCCGGAAGUGUUCUCAAAAAGGACGUUUGCGUCGAAAGUGAACACGGAAUCGCGGAUGGGCUCGAAAGGAAUCAUUUCGGCCGGAUUCGCCGCGCUCAUGGACUCGAUCUGGGAGGGGAAGAUGGAGGCGAUCAAACCGUCCCGAUUCUUGGUACCACAAUAUUCACUUUACGAAGACCUGCCGAGGCGUAUACCUUUGAGUGGCGCUACAACGCAAUAGAACUUGAGCGGAAUAGAACUCAAUUGACAGGGAGUUUUUUACCUUGACCUUGAGAAAUUGCGAGGAAAAAGCUAUUUGCGCGCCAAAAGAGAGAAAGAGAGGCGCACGCAAAUCGCUGCCUUGUUUUUCUUUCCGGUUGAACCACGAACUCGCCCACUCUUGCCUUGACAGUUGUAAAUUGAGCUCCCUUUUCUGACAGUUCCAUUCCGUUGUAUCUUUGAACGUUGUAGCAUCUUUGAGUCACUUACAACAAUCCGAUCGGAUCGAAACUUUGCAGGCAUGUUCGACUUGGAUCGAAGUAUAUUGGGUUCAAGUUUUAGACCUGAAACUUGGACUCAAUAUACUUCAAUCCAAGUCGGAAAAGCCUGCAAAGUUUGGUUCCGCUGGGAUUAUUGCAAGUGGGCCUAAAGAUCAGAGCUAGGCAGUCCUUCAAAAACUCUGCUUUUUUUCUACAGCAACUGUUCGCCGACACCGUCUCGAGCGUACUUUCCGACGGACGACAACACGACGCGUCGGAAUUUCAGAUUUUCCUGCUCGACGCACUUCACGAGGACACUAAUAUGGUAUAAUUUACGAUUUUUAUAUUUCAACGGUUUUUUUUUUGUUGCUAAUUAGUGCCGAUUUUCCAGUCGGUUUUGUCAAAAAAUGAAUGACUGGCGCUUGAAUUCUGUAGAUUUUGACAAUAGCGAGUGGAAAAUCAGCACAUCGAGCACAAAAGCCGUUCUUGAACAAAAUCGAAAAAAAAAGUUCUCAAUGGAAAUUGUUGGUUUUUUAGGCCCGCCGAAUCAGUUUCGAGCAAAACUACCGCGGAGGAGCGAAUAUCAAACGGGAGGCGACGGAUUUCAUCGAAAAACAGCGACAAUUCUCGAAUUCGCCAGUCAAUCAAAUAUUUGGAGUAGGAAUUUUAUUUGUGUUUCUGGAAUUGGUUGCUUGGGGGUCUGUCUCCUUAAAAAAUGACCUGUUCCCCAGGUGUUUUGCAUUCAUAUUUUAAGCUGAUUCUUGUGAAUUGAAAAAGAACGAACAUUUUUCAGGGCCUCUCCGUGUCGGAAAUUCGGUGUCAAACGUGCGGCGAAUCGUCGGCGACGUUCGAGGAGAGCACGAUAAUAUCGGUGGAAUUGACGUCGACGAGGGAGUGCACACUCGACAGCUGCCUCAAGUCGCACUUCUCCGAGACGGUACAUAAUUUUUGUUCUAAACUUUAAAAAAACAUCCAUUGUUUUCAGGUUCUGGACGGAGAUUCUCGUUGGAAUUGUCCGAAAUGCAAGACACCCCGCGCCAGUACCCGCCGAUCGAAAUUGUGGUCGUUGCCCAAAGUUUUGGUGAGUUGAUAUGUUUGGAAUUCUGCAAAAAUGUGCGUCCAGGAAUAAAACCGAGUAAAGAAUUGACAAACACAGAUAAAUCGCGGCGGACCCGUAAGGAAUAGUAUAUGGGUCCAUUGUGCGCCCCAUUUUGCGCCCACGCGGGUCCACAGCGGCGAGAAAAUGUCACCCACGUGGAUCCAAUAUACGGGACACGGACCGCGCGUGGAAGUCAUAGGAAUUGUAUAUGCGUCCAGAAUGGGGCAUGCGCCACGGUGGUCCCAUAAUGUGUAAUCCGCGAUUCACCUGCGAAAAUUAGAUUGUGAGGACUAGAAAAAGUUAGUCCAGCUCUUUGCAUUUCGCCGUUUAACUUUUCUAAAAAGUCUUGAAAAUCAGGAAUUUGUUUGUAAUUGGGAACCUGGGAAAACCAACGCCUAUCUUCAGUAUUUUAUCUGUUUUUUGCAGGUAAUCCAUCUGAAACGCUUCGCCCUAUUCAACGGUGAUUUCGAGAAGAACUCUGCGGCCGUCACGUUCGAUCCGCAACGAUUCGACGUCCGACCGUACCUGCACGAGAGUGCUGCGCCGGAUCGACCGUACUACAAGCUGUACGCGACCACGGUAGGGUUUCAUAACAUUUUUCGAGCAAAUUUGAUAGAAAACAUGUUCAUCGCUUUAUUCCAUUAAGAAAUUGUGUAAAUUUCAAGCAAAUGUCUUGCAGAUUCACAACGGACGCCUCAAUUCGGGCCAUUACACGUCGGUGGCCGCGCAUUUGCGCGCCGAUAGAUGGCUGAGAUUCGACGAUGAAAGUGUCCGUCCGAUUAGCUCAUUUUCUGUUGACGUACGUGUUUUAUCCAAAAAUUGCACUUUCCGUUAAAGAACGCGAUUUUUUCAGCCGUCGCUCGCCUACAUUCUCUGGUACAAACGGUGCUAA